UAAAGUGUGAAGGGAAGUCUGCAGUCUUCUUCAGCUGCUUGUACUUUCAGCACCGAAAUUUGCGUGGAUUUUCGGGACAUAUGAAGGCAAAGGUGGCGUGAGGAGAUCAGGAUUAAUACCGGACAAGCCCAAAAUUACAAAAAAAAAUAAAGACUGCAUCUUUGCAUAUUGGGGAUUUAGAACAGCUGUUCCAGGUUGGUUUGGAGUUCCUGGAGAUGGAGUGGAGAGAGCAGCCUGCGGUUGGGUGCGAGGUGGCUUUCGUCGAGGCCCAACGAUGGGUGGAGGAAGUGACCAAGAAGAGAUUCGGGAGCAGUCACUUUCGAUCUGCGUUGGAGAAUGGGGUCUUGUUGUGCGACCUGAUCAACAAACUCAAACCCGGGAUCAUCAAGAGAGUGAACAGACUGUCCACGCCAAUCGCUGGAUUAGACAAUGUGACGGUGUUCUUGAAGGCCUGUGGGAAACUCGGGCUGAACGAUGCACAGCUCUUCCAUCCCGGAGACUUGCAGGACGUGUCCACCCGCGUGACCGUAAGGCAUCAAGAGACCUCUAGGAGACUGAAAAAUGUUCUGAUCACAAUUUACUGGCUGGGAAGAAAGGCACAGGCUGACCCAUGUUAUGGCGGACCACAGCUGAACUUUAAAGCUUUCGAAGGUCUCCUGGGUGUCGCUUUAUCCAAAGCUCUAGAGGAGGGGUCGUGCCCCAAAUCCAGCGCGAGGGACAGCGGUUUUGCUGAGACCUGGUAUCCUGACCGGGAGGUGCCGAGCUAUAGGAGGGAGGAUUCUGUAGAUAGCCUGGACUCUGUAGAGUCGCACACUCCAAGUGUGACCUCAGAUUGUAUGUUAAUAGCAGGCAGUGAAGGGUUUGGAAGUGACGCAGAGGCAGAGCACUGCUUUAGGAUGACUGAACCCAUGUCUGCAUCUGGAAGAGAGAGACAAAAUGUCCCGGCCCCUCUAAGGAAGAAAAGAUUCCAACAGCACGAAGAAGGUAGCAGGGGUCGUGUCGGUGCGCUCCACAGAGUUCCCAUGGGACAUUCUCUUAAUGUCGGGAGCAAGUCAAUGAGUGACAUCACCCUGGAGCCCACAGCAAAGGAGUCUGAAAGCAGCACAUCUUUUCAUUCUUCAAAAAAUCAACGUAGUAAAACGGCGACCGUUUCUAUGCGGCAGGAACUGUUUAGGCAAUAUCAGGGCAGACUGAGGGAGAGCGAGGCCAAGUGGCAGGAGGACCUGAACAAGUGGAAGACUCGAAGGCGGAGCAUGAACACUGACUUGCAGAGGACGAAAGAAGAGCGAGGGGUCACCGGGGUGACUUUUCCUGCCGGAGAGGAUCAGGAGAAAAGGCGGAGCAUUCACAGGGAGGAGCCUGUUAUGGCCUCCAUUGCUACAGAUGAAGCUUCCAGUUCUUUUCCGUUGACCUCCAGCAGCAGCAGUAUGCCUGCAACAAUGUGUUCAUCCGGACAUGUUCCUGACCACAGAGGCUGUUCUCCUGCUAAUGGCACGAUUGAGGCGAGUCAUCGCACACCUCCUGUAGUGAGCAGAGCAUCCGAUUACAUCCAGAGCUCCUCAUCACCCUCCAUGCCAGCCUCGGAUACAGACUCUGCUCCAGGGCCCGUCCAGCGUGCCAAGUCUUUAGAAGGUGUGUUUUCAGGUUCCCCACAGAUGUCGGCAAUGCUACCCAGAGGUUUCCGUAGGUCAGAGGGCACCUCAAGGCUCUCCACAGGUGUCACACCAAGGCCGUUUGGCACCAAGAGCUCCAGGAUGUCCACUCAGUUAAGAUUCCAAUCAAUAGACGAUCCCCCUAAUGACCAGCGAGAGCAAAGCCAUCUUCCUACAUCUUUCCCCCACCAAGGAACUCCUGAUUACAAAGAUGACUCUCACUCUAGUACACACUCAACUGUCCAGCAGGAAAAGAGGGAAAAGCGGAUCGACUCGGCACCUAGCAUUCACUCGUUUGUGUCUGCUAGCAUCCUGGUGCCAGAGAAAGUUUUGUGCACAAGCAGGCAGGACGAGGUGGAUCACCAUGACAUGCGAGUCAGUCUGACUAAGGCACCCAACAGCAGCACCGACUUUGGAUUUCAGGCUCAUUGGGACUCGACCGGCGCUCGCAUCAAAUCCAUCCAACCAAGCAGCCCAGCUCAGCUGUGCCACCUGCAAGCGGGCGAUGAGAUUGUGGCUCUGGGUGGACAGCGAGUGGCCGAAAUGAGCUACGAACAGUGGAAGGCUAAUAUGGAUGCUGCUCUACGAGAGGGCAAGUUGCUGAUGGAAAUCCGACGCCUCAGCCUUAACGGUCAUCCAGAUCACCACACCUCCAGCCUGCCCGUGGAGAACGAGACUAAAGGGCAGGUCAACGGCCAUCCUGAUCACGGUUUGUCAGUGAAAGCAACAAACGGAAGCUUUCAUAAAGGUCCAGACCCGACCAAAAACAAAGGAGGCUCAGAGUCGGCCAUAUCAGAUCUGCAGGUUCCCUGUAUUGGUGCGUCGUCCUCACGCUGGUCCUGGAACACUGAGGAGGAAAGGAGGAGACAAGAGAAAUGGCAGAUGGAGCAGGAGCACCUCCUGCAGGAGAAGUACAGGCGUGAUCAAGAGAGAUUAGAAGAAGCAUGGAGACGAGAUCAGCAGGAAGCAGCAUUAGAAGAAAACAACGGCCCUGAGGUUCAUCAACCUUCCGAGGAAGUGCCCUCUUUGCCCAGUAGAAACGUUAAGCAUUACGCUCCACCCCCUUUUCCUGGACGAUCCAAUUCCCCAAUUUUUGAAGCAGCUACCCAAAAAGCUCAAGAGACAGCACUUAUCCAGAGCAAACAGGUCCAAAUAGCAGCAGCAGCUCAUCCUUCCAUUGAGGAGUGUGAUUCAUCCUCAAAGACAAGCCAAUGGUUUUGCGCUCUGUUUGUGUGUCUGCUGCAAAUUUCACUGCCCUGUUGUAAAUGUCUGCUGUUGCUGCUGUCAUGCUUCAGGCCCGACGAGUCUUAUGAAUUCGCCAAGCUUACAGCUUCAGACAGGAAAAAAUCCAAAUCCACUCCCUCGCUUGAUGGCAAUCACAAACAAGACUCCAGAGUGGGUGUUAAGAAGAAGGGUCGCCCCUCUCAAGUCGAGCAGGACCGUCUGCAGAUCCUGGAGGAAAUGAGGAAGAAGACUCCAGUCCUCACUGACAGCAGUUGGAUCCGCCAGCGCAGCACCUGUACCAUCCACAAGGAACCCAUCAGUGUGGCAUCACUGAGAAGACACGAGUCUCUGGAGAACAUCCCCAGCAGCAGCAGCAGCAGCAGCACGAUCACUAACCGCAGCUCCUCGUCUAAGCAGUUCUCCAGCUCGUCUCAGUCCCUUUCAGGCCUCAGCAGUAUCGUUCCUUACCGAGGCUACUCAGGCCGAUGCAGCCUGGGCCCUGGCGCUGCCAUUUUCUCCAACGCUUUAAAGCAGAGCUCUUGGUCUCAGACUGCCUCCUUCUCUCCUGUAUCUGACACCGAGGAGGCGUGUAGCAGAGCGCAGCAGCGUGACAGACUGGCGAGCCACAGGCGACCCUGCUCCCGCUGCGAGCAGCCGCUGGUUAAGGGCCCGGCCAUGGUCAUCGAGUCUCUGGACCUAUGCUUUCAUGUCGGGUGCUUUAAGUGUGUCAGCUGCAGGACUGAGCUCAGGAGAGACCCGGAGUCUGGAGCUCAGGUGCGAGUCAGACAAAGACAGCUCUUCUGCAACACGUGUUACAACCAACUGCGAGGCCAUACCAGCAUUCCCAAGUGACCACAAUGCAUCUCAGCAGAUCCAGGAGAAGACUUUCCCAGAAGGUGAUCCGGACACGACGACCCCUGGUUCGGCUUAAAUUCCAAUUGGAUUUAGCCGCGACUUCUACCUUCCACUUAUGUUGUAGAUUUAAUAUUAUACACGUGAACUUGUCCAGGUUGUAAUUAUGUAGUUUCAGGGUUUUUUUUUUAAGUACAUUUUUACAUUUGUCCUUUAAUAAAGUUAGAUUGCCGAACUUCAUUAACACAGGAACAGUUAGACUUCGUCCUAUAAAAUCUGUCCUGCUAAUGCAAAGCAGAAACGAGGUGACAGCUUUUCCUUUCUUUCUUUCUUUUAAAAUUAGACUUAUGUAUCAUGAAGUUUCUCUGCUUUGCAGCUUGCAGCAGUACUGGAUUUCGUUCCUCACCCUGAUUGCAUAUAGUGUAUAAUACAAAUGUGCAUUUUCUGUAGAUAUUUAAGCCCACAAUGGUCUGCACGUAUUUUGUUCUUUAGCUUGUAAUUCACAGGGUUUUAUUUUGGAAGCAAGUCUGUUUUUAGGGAGAAAUCAGUGAUAUUUCCUAAUGUUUGUAAAUAAAAGGAUCCAAUAUGCA
Molecule: messenger RNA, 4318 nt
Organism: Silurus meridionalis
Lineage: Eukaryota; Metazoa; Chordata; Actinopteri; Siluriformes; Siluridae
Gene: lmo7b
Product: LIM domain 7b
Exons: 29
Coding region: 216-3728 (1170 amino acids)
Biological process (GO): regulation of cell adhesion; regulation of signaling
Molecular function (GO): protein binding
Source: RefSeq, a predicted model, not a curated record